AUGGACAAGUCCAAGAAUUUCCGCAUCGACGCGCUGCUGGCCGUGGACCCGCCGCGGGCCCUGGUGGCGUCGGGGCCGGGCGCGGCGGAGGCCGGCGGCGGCAGCCCGCGCGCGUCCGAGCCGCCCCCCGCGGCCGAGCGCCCGCGCCCCGGGAGCCCCUCGCCGCCGCGCCCGCCGCCGCCGCCCUGCGCGCUGCUGCCCAAGCCCGGCUUCCUGGGCGCGGGGGGCGGCGGCGGCGGGGCCGGGGCCGGGGGACCGCCGCCCCACGCGCACCCCGCGGCCUCCGCCGCCGCCGCCGCCGCCGCCGCCGCGGGCCUGGCGCUCGGGCUGCACCCGGGGGGCGCGCAGGGCCCCGCGGCGCUCUACGGGCACCCGGUGUACGGCUACUCGGCGGCCGCGGCGCUGGCCGGCCAGCACCCCGCGCUGUCCUACCCGUACCCGCAGGUGCCGGGCGCGCACCCCGCCGACGCGCUCAAGCUGGGCGCCGGCACCUUCCAGCUGGACCAGUGGCUGCGCGCCUCCACGGCCGGCAUGAUCCUGCCCAAGAUGCCCGACUUCGGCGCCCAGGCACAAUCGAACUUGCUGGGAAAGUGCCGCAGGCCACGCACAGCUUUCACCAGCCAGCAGCUGCUGGAGCUGGAACACCAGUUCAAGCUCAACAAGUACCUGUCUCGGCCCAAGCGCUUCGAGGUGGCCACGUCGCUGAUGCUCACCGAGACGCAGGUCAAGAUCUGGUUCCAGAACCGGCGCAUGAAGUGGAAGCGCAGCAAAAAGGCCAAAGAGCAGGCGGCUGCCGAGGCAGAGAAGCAGAAGGAAGGCGCAGGCAAGACAGGCUUGGAGGACAAGGCAAACACGGAGCUACUGGGUCCACCAGCGCCCGGGGACAAGGGUAGCGUCCGUCAUCUGCGGGACCUGAGGGACAGUGACCCCGAUGAGGAGGAAGAUGACGAAGAUGAGGAGGAGGCUUUUCCCUACAGCAACGGUGGCACCAGCGCCCGCGCCACCUCCUCCGAUGGCUCCUCCGAUGCAGACUCGCCUCCUCCACCGCUCCAGUAGGACAAGUGGUCCAGCCUUGGACUGGAG
Suncus etruscus (white-toothed pygmy shrew) is the source of this 1083-nucleotide messenger RNA. It is a transcript of the gene MNX1, whose product is annotated as motor neuron and pancreas homeobox 1. Gene Ontology annotation, cellular component: nucleus. Gene Ontology annotation, biological process: endocrine pancreas development; neuron projection morphogenesis; spinal cord motor neuron cell fate specification. Gene Ontology annotation, molecular function: DNA-binding transcription factor activity, RNA polymerase II-specific; sequence-specific double-stranded DNA binding. Lineage: Eukaryota; Metazoa; Chordata; Mammalia; Eulipotyphla; Soricidae. The record is from RefSeq and is a predicted model, not a curated record.